AUGAGACGUGUUAGGCGUUUAGUUGUACUGGCAGUUCAACUUGCAGUCAUAGUAUGUACAAGUUAUCAACUGACAAAAUUACUAUCUCAAUUCAAAUGGGAGGAACAAUUCGGCUUAUCACGAAAUGAUGAUGGUUUCUCCUACAAUGAAUUACCACGUGAAAUUUAUUCAAGUUCAGUGGGUAAUUUAAAUCAGACCUAUUAUACUGCAUCACAAAUGAAGAAGUAUGAAAAUAAAAUUACAUUCGGAUUUACUGAGAAAGAUCUUGAAGAAUUAUAUGAAGUGAAAUCUACUCCAGCUGCCGUCAACUACACAAUCUCUUAUCGAAUGGAUUCAACAAUUUAUGUACCGUAUCACAAUUAUAUCCCAUUUGUUGCUAGUCAUGGUCCAGAUACAAAAUACGUACUUCCUUCCCGUAACUAUGCCACUGGUAAAUCUAAAAUGGUAGCAUGGUUCGUAAGCAACUGUCAACCUAAAGGUCCAAGAAUGAUGUAUGGAAAAGAAUUAUCUCGUUAUAUUCAAGUUGAUAUUUAUGGUAGAUGUGGCAAUAUGACAUGUCCUAGAGAAGUAGAUUCUCAAUGUUUUGCUCUACUAGGAAAGCAUUAUAAAUUCUACCUAAGUUUCGAAAACAGUUUAUGCCCUGAUUAUAUUACGGAAAAGCUUUACAGAAAUGCAUUAAUGUAG
Molecule: messenger RNA, 684 nt
Organism: Schistosoma margrebowiei
Lineage: Eukaryota; Metazoa; Platyhelminthes; Trematoda; Strigeidida; Schistosomatidae
Source: the annotation of a GenBank genome assembly